CUUCACGCAUGCUUACGACAUGCGGCAGCGUCGCAUCAGUUUUGACUUCCGCAUACUACUAUGAACAGGAGGACCACCUUUAGACAAGAAACCACUGUUAAUCUUUAACACGACAGUUGGACAAAAUGUCAGAUUCAGAUUCAGAUUCUGACUAUUUCUGGGAAGACAACAGACACCGGGUUAAUGUUAGACAUGAUACAGUUAUCGCCCUCCGUCCAUCAGAGGAGAUUUUUGAUCGAUGGCUCCGUAUCCCUGCUGAUACCAGAAGAGAAGCUGGACAGCGGAUGAGAGUUUGUGCCUUCUGGCUUCCCAUUCUGCUGCAGCGUGAAGACUCCAGCCCUACUGCUUGUUGGGCUAUACAAAUAGGUCUUGUCAAGACAAAGAAUAGUGACGAUAUAACUCUGAAGCAGCUGAAAAGGAUAGAAAUAUUGGAAGCAAUCCUCAACGCCAUGGAGAGAGGAAGUUUGAGAAAGGACCAAACGAGGCACAUCAUCCUGAUUAGCAACAUGUUUAACUUGCGUUCCCCAGAGGUUUUGGACGAUGCAUUACACUGGUUGGAGCGAACAGGAGAACCUGAUAUUCGCCGUCGCGUCUUGCAGCUUGGCCCCCCACAGACCUGCUUAAUAGCCCUGCACCUUAUCUUUACCGAGUUUGCCAAGUAUGUUCAGGACAUGGGUUCCAACUUGGAGAAGACAAUGAAGGCACUGAUGGCUCGACCAUCCGAGUAUCUCAUGGAGAAAAGUGAAGAAAUGAAGAAGAAAGGAAAUGAUAACUAUAUCAAACAACAGUAUGAAGAGGCUGUGAAGUUUUAUUCCAAAGCCAUCAAAUAUUACCCUGACAACCACUUCAUUUAUGGAAACAGAGCCCUUUGCUAUAUCAAAAGCGAGAUGUGGCUAAAAGCAGUUGGUGACGGAAAACGUGCUACUCUGAUAAAACCGCUCUGGGCAAAGGGUCACUACAGAUACUGUGAGGCAUUGUUCUCCAUGGGAGAGAUCAAAAUGGCUAUUGAAGCCAACAGAUCAGCCCAGAGGCUGUGUAAGGAUGACCAUGAGGGACUCAAAGACCUGGAACAACAACAACAAAAAUUCAAAUCAAUUGCUGAACCCAAAGCUGUACAGCCAAAGAGUAGGAAUAAAAGUAGAGCCGACAGCACAAACAGAGCAGAGGCAGCGGAGCCACGACAACAGCAUUUUACAGUUGGUCUGGUGAAGAAAAUUCCACAGAGCAAGGUCUCUGAGGUUAAACUGGAGAAGCAACAAGGGAAAAAUGAGCGGACUGCACAGAUGAAGGAGCGUACUAAAGACCCUAAACCCUCAAAAAGUGAGGUUCCUCCAAAGACUGGAAAAGGAGAGCCCAGCACCACAGCAAAGAAGAAAUCAAAGAACAGAAAUAUCCAGUCUGAAGUUGAGAAAGUGACCGACAGUAAAGCAGCUGUAUGCAAAGAGCUGAGAUCCAUGGUGCAGGAUGCCCAUACUGCUCUGGCCGACCUCCGCACACGUAACGCAGAGCAGGCCUUCAGCCAGGCACUGGUACUGCUGGAAACCACCACACCCAAGGAACUUGGACUUUCCACACUGGAUGUACUGCUACUGCUGUACGGUCGUGCACUUGCUCUGACAGAAAUAGGCCAGUCUGAGGAACUUUCAGAAGCACAAAAACUUAUGGAGAAGAUCAAAUCAUUUGAAGAAAGAACAUUUCAGUGUUUGGUUUACUAUGCCAUUGGGAGGGUGUAUCUUAAAGAGAACAGGUUUGCAGUUGCUCUGGAGCAGUUUUCAGAUUCCCUGCAGAUGGUCAAGAAUCAAAUAACACCUGGUAAACUCACCUGGCCUUUAACAAAAGAGAUUGUCAAAGUAACGCAGCCUGACUAUUUCAAGGAAAUUCUGGAGAGUGCUAUAGAGUUGUGCAAAUUUCCUCCUAUUCCUGAUGCCAUUUGUCGACUUGAGAAAUGCCACGGCUCUUUGAAAACUGAAAUCUACUUCACUGACCCAGAUUUUAAGGGUUUCAUUCAAAUAUGCUGCUGUCAGAGUUGCACGGUUGAAUACCACAUCACCUGUUGGAAGACUCUCAAAACAUCAACCUUCUUUGAAAAGAAUGAAAAGGAUUUCCUGCAAGAGGCAUGUUUGACUCCAGACUGUGUCGGCCAAAUCUGUAGUAUCAAAAUCUUUGGUCCAACAGGUCUGGUGAAAUGUAAGUUUGAAGCUGCCAUCCCCAAACCACAGACUCCGAAGAAGCCAAAAGUAAAUCAGAAAUGUACAAGUCUCAAAAAGUUAAAAUCAAAGGAAGAGCGCCGACUCAAGAGGAAGCAGCAUAAGCAGUCAUUUCACGAUAAGCAGGCUAUCAACGAUGAGAUCCUGCAGCAGAAAGAAGACUCUGCAACGCAGAGUAAACAGAAAGCCUGGUUGAUGUACAGGGAUAGAGUUUUGCUGCAGAUCAGCCAGAACAUGGAGCUACUGAGAGAGGAGAAGGGCCUCCAUGUGUCGGCCCUGACCAGCAGUCUGAGGCCCUGGCUGGAGCUGGACUCAUCCAGAGGGAACAAGCUGGCUGAGAGGAUGCUGAACUGGCAGCAGGAGCAGCUCAAGACGCUUGGUCAGGCUGUUGAGCUUCUGCUAGAGAGGAGGAACCGGGUUUGGGCUCGUGUCCUGCUCCAACUACUCAGUAGCUGUCUGGAGAUAAAUGCCAAACUCUACAACUGGGCGUGCCAGCUCAACAAUGCAGACCUGAAUGCUGCCAAAUCCUUUAUUGAACGCCAUGCAGGACACUUGGAGCAGCUGGACCUUGCUCUUCUGCUCAGCUUUGGCCCAUUGCAGGAGAUGAUUAUAGAGAAGCUCGGUACUAGGCCAGAGUUUUUUUCAAGCAUUGGCUUGACUGUGACUGAAUACCUAAAACAGGCCUCACCACAUGACAUGAGACUCUUUAUCUGGACUCUGGAGGAGCAUAGGGAUGAGUAUCUCUCCUGCCACACUAUACUGGAUGAGUAUUUUGAUAUGAUGGACGGACAUUGUUCAGUCUUAAAAAAAUCUGAAGAAAAUCAAAAUAAUUCUCCUAUGAAGGCUAAAAGUCGAGGCCGGAAAAAGAAACAGAGAGAGCCAAAGGGUGUUAUUGUUUUGUCUGGGAUGAGAGGUGUAACUCCAAGAGAUGAGUGGGACCAAGACUUUUUUGAAGAUGACUCUUUAUCAUUCCUUCACCCUGUUGAUCCAUUCAGUGUACCGAGUCAUCUUCGGGAUCAAGUGGCUGAUUUUGAGGACCAGUACAAUGGCACCAGACACAGAAGUCACUUUAAAACGAUUUUGGACAACCACCCUGACCCAACAAAAGAGAGUUUGUAUGACUACUUUGCCCAGAUCCUGGAGGAGCAUGGACCCCUGGUUGCUGAAGACCCACUACUGGUGGGUGAACUGGAAAAUUUCCCUCCCGUGGCUCAGCUGAAGAUCGACGAAGCAGGUGGCUUCGAGUCAUUCCUCCUGGAAUCCCUUCGCUUCAUAAAGAUGGGGAGGUGUAUUGGCCUGGCUAAGCAUGCUGUUUCCCUGCAGCAGGCUGGACACGGAGCCAGUCUGGAUGACCUGGACGACUUAAUGGAUCCUGACACAAACUCUCUAUCUCCUGAUUUGUAUGAAUCUCCUUUAACAAGCUAUCCGGAUGAUUUUUCAUCUACACAGACUGAACUCUUUCCCAUGCUCCCAAAUCCUUAUCUGUUUGGCUUCCAGUCAGUUAGUGGAGUUACUGCUUCUGUUGGCAGUAUCACAGGGAAUGAGUCCUACUCCACUUGGAGUAACGGUGACAGUCUACAGCAAGCCCCUUACUUUUCAAUUGACCAUCAUUCGGGGUUGGAUCUACAUGUCGAUGAGUUUUAUGAUGGAGUUUUGGAAAUGGGUCUCUUUUCUGGUGGAGUCGCUCCAUUGACAACUGAGGAAAACAUUUUGAAGAGACAUGCAGCAGCACAGACAUGUCCAGAGACCAUGAGCAGUGUAGCGGUAAACACAGAGCUUCAUGAGCGGUUUGAGAGCUGCCAGGGUGACAUCAUCAAAAUGGAAAAGAGCAAUGAUAGGUUGGAGCAGCAGAUCAAGGCAAUGGCAUCCGGCUGUGACAAAGUCAACUUAAAGCACAAAGAAGACAUCAGUUCCCUCGAGGAAGACAUACAGAAAAUCACUGUCAACAUACAAGUGACCAAUAAAGAGCUGGCACUGUUCCAGCACAAACUGGAGGAGGAGGUGAAGAAGGACCAAAAGGAGAAGAAAGCCAACCAAGAGGUGCUGAAGUCCCUCAAGCUGGAGAUAGAGGAGUUGGUGGAGGAACACGGGAGUCUGGUCCGAAACAUCCGAGAGAAGAGAGCCAACUAUGACGCAAAGUUCAGUGAUUUCCUUGAGCUGGGCAAUCAUUCAGCAACUGAGAAAAUGAGUCUGGAGGAUGAGAUCAAGCGCUGUAAGGUCUUGUUCACCUCGGCUACCAGGAGGUCUCUCACAGCUCGGUUGUCUGUAGUGGAGAGCAACCGGGAUCAGGGUUUGUACGGCCUCUACAGAGAGCUGGCAGAUGCCAAGGCUUUGCUGACCAAACUGGAUGAAGCAGUGCACAGAUACCCAAACCAAGACCUGGAAAUGACUAGAAACAGCUGGAGAGUCAGUGUCCAAGAAAUUGAAAAGAAAAUCUCCACUGCUGAGACACAGUACCAGGAACAGAUUGAUCAAGCGAAGAACGGCAGGAGAGUCAGUGAGUUGUCUCCAGUCAACAUCAACAACCAGUCUGAACCUCCAGCACAACCACUCUCUGUGACAGCCAAAGAGUUUCCCGCUCAGUCUCCAGCCCAGGCGUCACAUGGCGCCCCCUCGCCCACCCACAAGUCUGCAGCUGAGCCACUCGCCCCUCCGGCUCAGACGCAGCACAGACCUCCACCCAGGGCACUGGAGCAUCCACACAGCACUGUGUUUGACAGAGCCAUGGAGCGCCUGUCCACCAUUUUCCCUGACUAUACAAGGUUGGACUUGAUGAGGUUUGUUCAGGAGUUCCGUUCAUCCAGCGGGGGAAGCCUCAGCAGCAUGGCGUUGCAGGAUGUGGUUGGUGGAGUGACCCAGUUGAUCCUGGACCAUCAGGAGAAGCUCAAUUCUGUCAGAUCCAACAUUGUGGGACGUGGGAGUCCAGCUCAGUGUGCUACUCCCCCUUUGGUAAACCCAGUUACCGUCUGGCAGCCAGUUGGAUCCCACAGAGCCACACAUCCCAACGCACUCAACAUGGAGGAUCCCUGCAUCAUCUGUCAUGAUGACAUGAGUCCAGAUGACAUCUGCGUGCUGGAGUGCAGACACAGCUUCCAUAAAGAGUGUAUAAAGUCAUGGCUGAAGGAGCAGAGCACCUGUCCCACCUGCAGAGAUCACGCCUUGUUGCCUGAAGAUUUCCCUGUGCUGUCUGGCAGGAGACGCCAAGCCCCAUAAUGUCUUAAUCCAGAUUGUCUUGUUCUUCAUUACUUAAAUGUUUGCUUUUAUGUUUAAUAAUUUGAUUUUACUUAUUAUUCCAUUAAAAUCUCUUUUUUGUAUCAUUAAAUUGUUGAUGUGCAAGAAGACAAGAGUUUAUACUCUGAAGAAAUAAAACAUGUGUGAGCA
Seriola aureovittata is the source of this 5588-nucleotide messenger RNA. RefSeq names its product tetratricopeptide repeat domain 3 (gene ttc3). The record is from RefSeq and is a predicted model, not a curated record. Gene Ontology annotation, molecular function: protein binding. The transcript is spliced from 46 exons. NCBI's taxonomy places the organism in Eukaryota, Metazoa, Chordata, Actinopteri, Carangiformes, Carangidae. The coding region runs from base 126 to 5420 and encodes 1764 amino acids.